This is a messenger RNA of Helianthus annuus (common sunflower), 1448 nucleotides long. Its product is annotated as 60S ribosomal protein L2, mitochondrial. Gene Ontology annotation, cellular component: ribosome. Gene Ontology annotation, biological process: cytoplasmic translation. The coding region runs from base 147 to 1205 and encodes 352 amino acids. Gene Ontology annotation, molecular function: RNA binding; structural constituent of ribosome. The record is from RefSeq and is a predicted model, not a curated record. The transcript has 2 exons. NCBI's taxonomy places the organism in Eukaryota, Viridiplantae, Streptophyta, Magnoliopsida, Asterales, Asteraceae.
UGGAAUGGAUCGGAACCUGUAGGGAGUAAAUAGUAAAAUACGAGAAGUUAAGGGUGAACAAUGGCAACUUGUUGUUAAUAACAGAAUGUGCUUUAACAACAAAACCCUAAAAUCGUAGCUCCGAAUCCCCAUCUGUGAAUCAAAAAAUGUUUUCUUCAUCAUCAUCACCACUUCGACGGCUUGUUAAUGGAUCAUCUUCGUUAAUUACUUCAAGGAUUACCAUCUCGCAGAUGAGAUCCAAGCACACUAUCAGCCGUGCGCAUAAUGUCAGCUCUGAGAGACCGCUUAGACAAUUCGUCACUGGUAAAAGCAAAUCUGCCGGUAGAAAUUCCGCAGGUCGUAUAACAAUUUGGCACCGAGGUGGUGGAGCAAAAAGGUUACAAAGAACAGUUGAUCUAAAAAGAAACACUUCAUCUGUCGGGGUUGUCGAACGAAUUGAAUACGACCCAAAUCGCACUUCUCGUAUUGCUGUAGUCCGAUGGGUGGAGGGUGCAGAGAUUGACCGCCACAAGAAAGUCAACACCGUUGAAGACCUUGCACCACCCACCCGUAAGUUCACACCUACCAUGACAGUUCAAGGUCAAUUCGCAUUCUCUUCUCUACCUGCGAUGCAAGAAGAAAGAAAGGUUGUUCCUUUUGGGCCUAAAACCGAUCAUGUCUAUGUUGGGCUUCCUAACGGGUCAAAAAGCCCGUUUACUAGUAAAACCACACCCAUAGGAACCCAAAUGACGAACGUGCGGGAUGUAUUUUUAUCUGCGUUUUCUUCUUCAAAAGUUGAUAAAACGUCUUAUUCCUUUGUGAACACUUUGGGCUUACCGAGAAUGGCAGUAGCAGGAGCAAGGCCUGAAUUCUUUGUUCCGAGAUCGAAAGAUGAUGUUAACGAUAACGAAAGUCUGUCACUUAACGAGAUCAAAAAGUGGGACAAGGAUAGCGUCUCGUGGGCCCAUAAGAUGAAGCAUAAAGCAGCGGUUUCUUGGCAGAGUGUUAGGGGACAUGCGAAGUCAGGUCUUAUUGAACUAGCGGGACAAAAGGGGUCGAAAUUGAACUCGAAAACGAUAGACAAACAGAAAAGAGAUGGGAAGUUGACUGAAGAUUUUGCGCCUGUAAGUUAUAUAUUAGCCACCCAGAAAAUGGAAGCUGGGAAGAUGGUGAUGAAUCGUGAUUCGUCUAAACGUGCAAAUGAUGAAUUGCUUAAUAGAUAUUGAUAAUGAAGACAGGUUAUGUUUCAAAUAUGUUGAACUUUGUUGUGAUGAGUCAGCUUCAUAGAUUCAAGAUAAAUUCUGCUUUAGUAUUUUGUAGUACUUUUUAUGAGCAUUACAUGCUUUUUUUUAGUUUUCUGAAAUGUUUUGGGUGUGCCCAAGUAGGUAUAAUGCACAACAAUGAUCUUAUCUGUUGGCAAAAUCUUUGUUGAACUAUCUUUUGGUUAUAAAGGACUAAUCUUUUGUUUA